AUGGCUCCCCCUGUACGCUGCUACUGCAAAGUUACAAAGUGCAACGGCAUUCUUGUUCCACCUCACGUUUUUCGCUCGCAUGAGCGCUCUGACUUACGCCAACGAACUCUUGCUGAUCAGGCCAACUUUGCCUGGCGUGUCGGGCAACGCAUCAUCUCACAGGGUGAUGCAGAUAUUGAGCCAGUUCCUCGAGGAUUUUCAGUUCCGUUACAUGAACCUCCCCCUCCCUUGUCUCCGGAGUUUCGUGACCCUUUGGAGGAUGUUGUAUUGGAUUACGGGGCACUUACAGAUGUAGAUUUGGUAUUUCCCGAGGCUCUUAUUGCCGCUGUUGACCACUUUGACGCGUAUAACAAUGCGACAGCUGGAGAAGACCACACGGAUCUUUCACACCUCCCUCACCAUCUGCUAGUAAUAUACGCACUUGUCUCGUGGCUUCACCUUCAGUUUCACCUUCCACAAGUUGCAUGCAAUGCACUCCUUGCGAUACUGGCUUGCAUUUUACUCUCGAUUGCACCCGCCAUCGACACUCCUUUUAUAACGCUUCAAUCCAGCAAUCGGGUACUUGGUGUGGACAAGACUAUCUACACUCUUCCUGUUUGCGCUUCUUGCCACGAAGUUUUCCCUCCUGCUGGUUCAGUGCAUACCGUGGAUACCUGUCUGAUCUGCCUCGAUGAUCUUUUCCUGUCAGAACACACUCUGCGGGGUAACCAACGAGCAGUCAGGUCCCCGAUACCUGGCUUAGAAGCACUACUGGAUGGCUCGCCUUGA
Messenger RNA from Suillus subalutaceus, 768 nucleotides. RefSeq lists its product as uncharacterized. NCBI's taxonomy places the organism in Eukaryota, Fungi, Basidiomycota, Agaricomycetes, Boletales, Suillaceae. Bases 1 to 768 code for a protein of 255 amino acids. The transcript has 3 exons. The record is from RefSeq and is a predicted model, not a curated record.